CUCUUCCUUCAUUUGCUAGCAUCACAAUCUCAUCACAGAGAGACAACCAAACAAUCUCUUUGUUUUGUGGUUAGAAUUCGUGGUGUAGGGUUGGUAGGUGAGAUUGUACUUUUCUCAGAGAGAAACAGCAAUGUCGGAGGAAGAGAAGUUGUUGAAGGAGGCAAAGAAAUUGCCAUGGGAGAAUCGUCUCUUUCACAAGAAUUGGAAGGUGCGCAGCGAAGCAAACAUUGAUUUGGCUUCGUUAUGCAACUCAAUAACCGAUCCUAAAGACUCUCGCAUCCGCGAAUUUGGCCGUUUUUUCAAGAAGACCGUGGUUGAUUCGAAUGCGCCGGUGCAGGAGAAGGCUCUGGACGCGUUGAUUGCGUACUUGCGAGCCGCAGAUGCUGACGCCGGGAGGUAUGGGAAGGAGGUAUGUGAUGCCGUUGUGGCUAAAUGUCUGACAGGAAGGCCGAAGACGGUGGAAAAAGCUCAGAUAGUGUUUUUGCUAUGGGUGGAAUUAGAGGCCGUGGAUGCAUUUCUGGAUGCAAUGGAGAAAGCAAUAAAAAAUAAAGUUGCUAAAGCUGUGGUACCAGCAAUAGAUGUUAUGUUUCAAGCUUUAAGUGAAUUUGGAGUGAAAAUUGUACCCGCAAAAAGAAUUUUGAAGAUGCUUGCGGAACUUUUUGAUCAUCAAGAUCAAAAUGUUCGUGAGUCUGCUAAAGGGUUGACUAUUGAACUUUGUCGUUGGAUUGGUAAAGAUAGUGUGAAGUCAAUUUUGUUUGAAAAAAUGAGAGACACAAUGAAGAAAGAGCUAGAAGCAGAACUUGUAAAUAUUAACCGUACAACACAACCAACCCGUAAAAUAAGAUCUGAGCAAGGAAAAGAAUCCCAACCAGAAGUUAUGUCAGAUGAUUUGGGUUCUGGUCCUAUUGAAAAUGCUGAGAACAAUGUUUCCCAAGAAAUUGAUGAAUUUGAACUUGUUGAUCCUGUUGAUAUAUUGACUCCAUUGGAGAAGUCAGGAUUUUGGAAGGGAGUGAAAAGCACCAAAUGGUCUGAAAGGAAGGAAGCUAUUGCUCAGCUAACAAAGCUUGCAUCAACUAAAAGAAUUUCUCCUGGUGAUUUCUCAGAAGUUUGUCGGACCUUAAGGAAGCUUAUUUCAGAUGUGAAUAUUGCUGUUGCAGUUGAAGCUGUUCAGGCUAUUGGCAAUCUUUCUCGUGGAUUAAGAACUCAUUUUUCUGCGAGUUCUCGUUUUCUAUUGCCUGUUUUGCUUGAAAAAUUGAAGGAGAAAAAACCUGCUUUGGCUGAGGCAUUGUCACAGACUCUUCAAGCGAUGCAUAAAGCUGGAUGCAUCAGCCUCAUAGAUAUUGUUGAAGAAAUCAAGACAGCCACCAAAAACAAAGUCCCUCUUGUGCGAUCGUUAACCUUGACCUGGGUGACAUUUUGUAUCGAAACAAGUAACAAAGGUGUUAUUGCAAAGGUGCACAAGGAUUAUGUGCCAAUCUGUAUGGAGUGCCUAAAGGACGGCACUCCUGAAGUCAGGGAUGCUGCCUUUUCAGCAUUGGCAGCAAUAGCUAAGUCGGUUGGCAUGAGACCUCUGGAAAGGUCUUUGGAGAAACUUGAUGAUGUUAGGAGAAAGAAGCUUUCGGAAAUGAUUUCAGGAUCUGAAGAUGCUGUGCCUGGUCGUUCUUCUGCAGGUUUUACCUCUGAAAGUGCAUUUGUCAAAAGAUCAGCUGCAAGCAUGCUUAGUGGAAAGAGACCUGUUCAGUCACUUCCUGUCACUAAGAAAAAGGGUGCUGUAAAGUCUGGGACAAAGAAAAAAACAGAUGUAGUUGCACGAGUGAAGGCUUCGAAAUCAGUUGAACAACAUGAGGAUGUUGAGCCUACUGAGAUGAGUCUAGAAGAGAUUGAAAGCCGAGUAGGUUCUCUCAUACAGUCAGAUACUAUAAAUCUACUAAAAAGUGCGGCGUGGAAAGAGCGUUUGGAAGCCAUUUCUUCACUGAAAGAGCAAGUAGAAGGCUUACAGGACCUCGACCAAUCAGCAGAAAUUUUGAUUCAUUUACUCUGCACUUUACCUGGAUGGGGCGAGAAAAAUGUUCAGGUUCAGCUUCAGGUUAUUGAAGUUGUCACUCUUAUAGGUUCAACUGUGGCUAAAUUUCCAAAGAAGUGUGUAGUACUUUGCCUUUCAGGACUAAGUGAACGUGUAGCGGAUAUUAAGACACGUGCACAUGCAAUGCGAUGCCUGAGUACAUUGUGUGAAGUAGUUGGUCCAGGAUUCAUUUUUGAAAGACUUUACAAGAUCGUGAAGGAACAUAAGAAUCCUAAGGUUCUUAGUGAGGGGAUUUUGUGGAUGGUUUCUGCUGUUGAGGAUUUUGGUGUCUCACAAAUAAAUCUUAAGGAUUUAAUUGAUUUUCUUAAAGACAUUGGGUUGCAUUCAAGUGCUGCUGCUACUAGAAAUGCAUCAAUUAAGCUUUUGGGUGUUCUGCACAGAUUUGUUGGUCCAGAAAUUAGAGGGUUUCUUACUGAUGUAAAGCCUGCACUGCUAAGUGCCCUUGAUACAGAAUAUGAGAAGAAUCCAUUUGAGGGAGCAUCUGCAAUUACCAAAAGAACUGUCAGAACAUUAGACUCUUCAUCUGAUGUUACUGGAGGACUUGAUGGGUUGCCUCGCGAAGACAUCAGUGGAAAGAUCACUCCGACUCUCCUGAAGAGCUUGGGAAGCCCUGAUUGGAAGGUUCGUGUGGUUUCUGUUCAUGCUGUAGACAAAAUAUUGGAAGAGGCAAAUAAUCGCAUUCAAGCGACUGGAACUGUUGAGUUGUUUGGAGCUCUUAGGGGAAGGCUCUUUGAUAGCAACAAAAACAUCGUCACGGCUACCUUGGUGACAGUUGGCAAUGUUGCAUCAGCAAUGGGACAAGCUGCUGAGAAGGCAAGCAAGGGUAUUCUGUCUGAUAUAUUGAAAUGUCUUGGUGACAAGAAUAAGCACACUAGAGAAUGUGCGCUGAAUACUUUAGAUUCUUGGGUGGCUGCUGUUCAUCUUGAUAAAAUGGUGCCAUAUAUUGCAACGGCUUUGAUGGACUCUAGAAUUGGUGCGGUUGGCCGUAGAGAUCUUUUCGAUUGGUUAUCUAAGCAACUUUCUGGGUUAAGUAGUUUUGCUGAAGCUGCAGAACUUCUUAAGCCUGCUUCUUCUGCAUUGACAGAUAAAUCUUUGGAUGUUCGUAAAGCAGGAGAGGCUUGCAUUAAUGAGAUGCUGAGAAUUGGUAGACCUGACAUAAUUGAAAAGGUGGUUAAAGACAUUCACGGACCGGCACUGACACUAAUUCUGGAGAAGUUAAAACCAUAUGGAGAUUUUCAAGAGUCAUUUGAGUCAGCUAAAUCAAUUUCAGUGGAAGCACCACCAAAAUUGAAGGUGCAGAAAUCAACUGCCAGUGGUGUUUCAAAACAGGGAAAUAGAGUUGCAUCUUUGAGAGCUGUGGUAACAAAAGACGCUAAAUCUAAAUCAGUAUCUGUUCAAGAUACAGUGGUUCGGUCUCAAUCCUUGUUGAAUAUCAAGCAUUCAAAUAAGGAAGAAAGAGAGAGAAGAGUGCUUCAAAGAAGCAAGUUUGAGGACCAACGCGCUAAACAGAUUCAAGAUCUUAAGAGUGAUAUGAUGAAGUAUUUCAGAGAGGAUUUAUGUAGGAGACUCUUGAGUGCAGAUUUUAGGAAGCAAGUUGAAGGACUUGAAAUGCUGCAGAAGGCACUUCCGUCCAUUGCUAAGGAAGUCAUAGAAGUUUUGGACAUUCUUCUGAGGUGGUUUGUGUUACAGUUUUGCCAAUCAAACACAACAUAUCUAUUAAAGUUGCUAGAAUUUCUUCAAGAGCUUCUUGACACCUUGAAGGAUGAGGGGUACUCUCUGACAGAAUCUGAAAUGGCGGUGUUUCUUCCAUUCCUAGUAGAGAAGUUAGGGCAUAACAUUGAGAAAGUACGAGAAAAGGUGCGGGAGCUGACCAAACAAUUUGUUGUCAUGUAUUCUGGGUCUAGAUGUUUCCGAUAUAUAUUGGAGGGUUUGCGCUCCAAGAAUAACGACAUAUGGAAAUCUAUUGUUAAGCCAACAGAUGCUGAGAAAAGGAUUUUAGAUGAUAGAUUAAAGUGCAAGGUCUCAAAGAUAAAAAGAAAGGAGGAAGGGAAUAAUGGAGAACCAAGGGCCAUUUUAAGGAGCUCAGUCAAGGGGAAUAGGUCUAAUGUUGCAGAGCAAAGUGGAGAGAUGUCUAGAUCUCUUAGUGAUCCUGUAUUGCGGAAAUGUUAUGGUCAACCUGAUAGUAACAUUGACAGACAGUUGAUUUCCCAUUCUUCAGCUUUUGCCAAUGUACCCAAAGAUUGGAAUGAAGUACUUGAUAUGAUUUCUUUUGGUUCUCCUGAACAGUCUAUUGAUGGAAUGAAAGUUGUUUGUUGUAAGUUACAUCAAGCCACUAAAGAUCCAGAAGGUAUUGUUAUGGAUGAACUUGUGAAAGAUGCAGAUAGGCUAGUUUUAGACCUUGCAAAUAAGGCUGGGAGAACUUUUCACUCUAUUUUGACUGGGGCUUCGUCACGAUGUUGUCAACAUGUGCUUAACACUCUCAUGCAGAUAUUUCAGAAUAAAAGAUUAGCGCAUGCUGUGAAGGAGAGCACUCUUGAAAGUCUCAUUACCGAGCUGCUUCUGUGGCUCUUGGAUGACAGGGUUCCUCGUAUGGAAGAUGGAACCUUGUUGAAAGCAUUGAAUGUAUUGAUUCUUAAGAUUCUGGCUAAUGCAGAUCGUACAUCAUCCUUUGUUGUCUUGAUCAUUCUUUUACGGCCUUUAGAUUCAUCCAGGUGGUCAAAUGGAUCACUUGCUUCCAGAAAUCAAAAGUUUUCUGAUCUGGUCGUGAAAUGCCUUAUCAAGCUUACAGAGUUAACAUCUUCGUAGAAACAAACUUGUAGAUUUUUCAAUUGACAGAAAGAAGACCAGAAGCAAAACAGGUUUUGUGAGUUUUGAACUUCAAGAGAUUUGUACAAAAUUGUUAAUAUACUACUUUACCAACAUUAUUAAGAAUUUAUCAAAUAUUCAAAGUCACUUGUAUUUUUUUUUUCUCUAUUGCGCUAAAUAGUAAAUACCCAAAG
Molecule: messenger RNA, 5082 nt
Organism: Vigna unguiculata (cowpea)
Lineage: Eukaryota; Viridiplantae; Streptophyta; Magnoliopsida; Fabales; Fabaceae
Product: protein MOR1-like
Biological process (GO): microtubule polymerization; spindle organization; establishment or maintenance of microtubule cytoskeleton polarity
Molecular function (GO): microtubule plus-end binding; microtubule plus end polymerase activity
Source: RefSeq, a predicted model, not a curated record